Molecule: messenger RNA, 2557 nt
Organism: Triplophysa rosa
Lineage: Eukaryota; Metazoa; Chordata; Actinopteri; Cypriniformes; Nemacheilidae
Gene: bspry
Product: B-box and SPRY domain containing
Exons: 6
Coding region: 405-1817 (470 amino acids)
Molecular function (GO): protein binding; zinc ion binding
Source: RefSeq, a predicted model, not a curated record
GACGGAUCUACUCACAUGCUGAUGAUUUAUUGGCGCAAAUAGUUACACAUUAACAUCAUUUUUUUCUCAUUUCUCCCAGUCUUUGGACAGCUAUCUAUGCUGUCGACCUGCUGAACCCGACGACAGAUUAUUGUACAAUCGUAUACCCACGCUGUGUGUCAUAUAACACUCACCUGGUAAUACUGGCCAGUGACCACAACCGCAAACAAAACUCGCUACUAGAGAGAGUUGCGCACUCUCCAACUUCCGUGUUACACACCUGCGAGUGUGACAGAGGCAGGGCUUUAAAACUAGAUACACCUGCGCCACUGGUAUUUUACAGUAUACAUCAGCGAAACUAGCCAGGCACCCGUUGUUUUAUAUUCUUUUUUUUUUUUUGAAGAACCAACAUAUCCGUCGGUGCCAUGAGUGCCGAAUAUAGACUUUGCGAACUUCAAACGGUGUCCUUGCAUGUCAGUGACCUGGAAUCUGACCCUCGACUGGACGACCCUCCGAAACAGGAAGAUCAGAUAAAUGUAUCUGAAACUGGUGGGUUGUUUUCAUACAGCAAUGGCACAGUAAACAAAGAAUCGUCGACAGAACCCGUGGAGAGUGAUGUCAGCGAUGCAGAUUCUCUACCGGCUUCUGGAGAACUGAAACUGUGUUCAGCGCAUGGAAGCGCACUAGAGUUAUAUUGUAGUACAGAAGGGAAACUGGCCUGCUCGAAAUGUGUUUCGGAUGGAUUUUGUCAGGGUCACACCGUGACAAAACUGGUUACACGGGCAACUGUAGUAAGGAAUCAACUGGUGGAUGUCUGUGAAAAGAUGCAACUGCAAACUCUGCGGAUCGAACGAUUUAUUGAUCGUACGCUUACAGCCCGAGAGAAAGCUGUACAGGUAGAUGCAAACAGCGUGAGAGAGCAUGUGCUGUCUCAGGUAAAUGCCAUACGCGAGGCUCUUGAGGAGGAGGAGCAGCGUCUCUUGGAGGCCAUACAGCGAGAAGAAGAGCGCGUGGAGCAGUGUCUCCUCACUCAGAGGGCACACUGGACACAGACUCUUGAGAAACUCGCACACACACGCACCAGUCUGGUGAACAAACUCACACACUCCACAGAUGCCAUGCUUGUGAGCGCUAACCAGGAAAUAUAUGAGAGGGUUGAGGAUGCAGAAGGUGUUGGUGAACCCCGAGACACUGAGCAACUGAGUCUGAAUAGAGAAUGUAGCACCAGUAAACUCAUGCUGGGUUUAUGGGCCAGUGCCAUACUGCUUGGACCGUCAGGUCCCAGGUCAACAAAGCUACAGUUCGAAACGAAAACUGUCAGCCCACUUCUCUCCCUCUCUGACGAUUGUUGCACUUUAACUUUCCUGCCCAAACGCACGCGUCAGUCACCCCCCUAUGACCCAGCGCGCUUCGACAGCUGGCCCAAUGCCCUUUGCUCCCCUCCCAUGUCCUCUGGCACCCACAGCUGGGUACUCGACAUGGGCAAAAGUGCCGCCUUUAAAGUGGGCGUUUGCUAUGCUAGCAUGGACCGCAAGGGGUCCGGAAAUUCUGCCCGGUUGGGCUACAACACAAAAUCAUGGGUGCUUUCACAUUAUGAUGGAGACCUAUCCUUCUGCCACGAUGGAUGUAAUGUGGGCAUAUCAGUGGUUAAGAAACUCAAGAGAGUGGGUCUGCUGCUAGACUGGCCCAGUCAGACCCUGCUCUUCUAUGAUCCUGAAUCUAUGUCUGUGCUACAUGUAGUCAAACAUGCUUUCAGCGAGCCUCUGCUGGCCGCAUGUGCUGUGGCGGAUCAGAGUGUCUCUCUUGUCAACCUGAAAACACUAGAAUGGACGGAAUGAAUGUUUUUGAAAUGCAAAUUAUAAUUUAAAAAAGGUUUCACAUCUUCUGUGCCAUUGAAGACCGGUAUAUCACAUAUGAAAGGUGUGAUAAUAACAAUCAUAUUGUUUAGUUUGAGAGAAGCAAAUUUGGCUUAAAUGUACACAUUUAAGACCGACUGACUGUUUUUAUACUUUUUAAGUUAUUGGAACAAUUUAAAUACAUUUUCUGUCUUUUUCAGAGCUAUUGAUGUACAGUAUAUGUUUAAAUUAGUGCAGUGUUGACUGUGGUAUUUAUUACUUUUAUUUUAAAUAGUUUAAUGUAUAUGACAACACCACAUAUUUUGAUAUUUUUAGACUAUUAAAAAGGCUUAAAAGGCUGGCAUAUAUUUUUUAAUUUCAAUGUAAUAUUUACAUUGUCCAAUGUGGAAAAACUAUGACCUUAAGGUAAAAAGUGUUUCCCAAGCACAAAUGUUGGACUGAAAAUGCUGGCCAGUUUCAGGGUAUGAUCACCUCUCUAUUUUCUAAAACAACACUUAAUUAAAUUUUAAUCUCAUUAACGAUGUAAAUCUAAAUACAGAAACAAAUAUAUGAACACAAAACCAUUCUUAUAUUUAUGUUCACUAUUUGUAAACAUCUGCCAGGUGCAAGUUAACAUGAAUAAGGUUUUGACUUGAACGUAACAUAAUCGUAGUAGUUUUUGUUAUUGAUUUAAAAUGUUGUCAUGGUUUCAUUACAGGCUUUAAUAAAAAAACACAAUAAAG